Messenger RNA from Cryphonectria parasitica EP155, 925 nucleotides. RefSeq names its product pyrimidine 5-nucleotidase. Gene Ontology annotation, molecular function: nucleotidase activity. The record is from RefSeq and is a predicted model, not a curated record. The transcript is spliced from 4 exons. Lineage: Eukaryota; Fungi; Ascomycota; Sordariomycetes; Diaporthales; Cryphonectriaceae. Gene Ontology annotation, biological process: nucleotide catabolic process; pyrimidine nucleobase metabolic process. The coding region runs from base 111 to 842 and encodes 243 amino acids.
CUAAUUCGAGCUCCUACAGUAGCCGUCAUAGCAACGACAGCAAGAUAACGUACCUUACCCAACAUUCAUCGGACUUGGAGGUCACGUUAUCAUCUCAACCUGAUACGAGCAUGGCGUCAACAUCUCCAGACCCUACGGCAAAUGGGACUUCAUCUCCAAAGCAAGUCUUCUUUUUCGACAUAGACAAUUGUCUAUACCCAAAAAGCGCAAAAGUCCAUGACCGCAUGGCCGAUCUGAUAGACAAGUACUUCCAGAAGCAUCUCAAUCUACCACUAGAGGAAGCCACACGCCUUCACAAUGAGUACUACCAGACGUACGGCCUUGCCAUCGAGGGUCUUGUCCGUCACCACGAUAUCGACCCGCUUGAGUACAACUCUAAUGUUGACGACGCUCUACCGUUAGAGGGCAUCAUCAAGCCGAGGCCUGAGCUGAAGAAGCUGCUCGACGAUAUUGACAGGAGCAAGGUCAGACUCUGGCUAUUCACCAACGCUUACGUCAAUCACGCCAAGAGAGUCGUGCGUCUGCUAGGAAUUGAGGACAAUUUUGAUGGUGUCACAUAUUGUGACUACUCGUCCGUGCCGUUUGUAUGUAAGCCGCACAAGGAUGCGUAUGUGAAGGCUAUGAGCGAGGCGGGCGUGGAAAAUUGGGGCGACUGCUACUUUGUGGAUGACAACUACAACAACUGCGUCAAGGCUCAGGAGCUGGGAUGGACCGCAGCUCACUUGGUGGAAGAUGAUGCGCCUGUACCGAAGAAGCAAGCCUCUCAGUACCAGAUCAGGCAUCUGGAAGAUCUUAGAAGUGUCUUUCCACAGUUCUUCAAAGUCAGGUUAGAGGAUAAGUAGACUAGAGUAAAUAUUCGGAAAGAUAGAAACACCUGGCGACAGGAUUUCGUAAUAGAAGAUUGCCUAUUCAAAGUCUGAAUCAG